AUGACGGCUCUGCCCCAUGAGGCCGACCGCCUCUGCUGCGAUGUUGAUUCACGUGACUCUGCAUUACCAUUGACCUCACCUAGUGUUGAAGGUGAUGCUAUCAAAGUUUACGUAAGAGUCCGCCCCCCUUCAGAGGGAACCGCGCUGACCGAUGGAGAUCAAGGCUUGUGUUUGUCUGUGCUGUCAUCAACUACCAUCCGCCUGCACUCCAAGCCUGAGCCAAAGAUCUUCACCUUUGAUUAUGUUGCAAAUAUGGAAACAGCACAGGAGUCAGUAUUCUCAAGUGUGGCCAAAAAUAUUGUUGAAUCUUGUAUGAAUGGCUACAAUGGAACCAUCUUUGCAUAUGGCCAGACUGGAUCAGGAAAAACCUUUACUAUGAUGGGGCCAUCUGAUUCUGAUAAUUUCACUCACAGCCUGAGAGGUGUAAUCCCACGGAGUUUUGAGUACUUAUUUUUCCUAAUUGAACGGGAAAAAGAAAAGGCUGGCAGUGGAAAGAGUUUUCUCUGCAAGUGUUCCUUUAUUGAAAUCUACAAUGAACAGAUAUUUGACUUGCUGGAUUCUGCUUCAGCUGGGCUCUUGCUCAGAGAACACAUCAAGAAAGGUGUCUUUGUUGAUGGUGCUGUUGAACAGGUGUUGUCAUCUGCUGCUGAAGCAUACCAGGUAUUAACUACAGGUUGGCGAAACCGUCGUGUGGCAUCCACCUCAAUGAACAGGGAGUCCUCAAGGUCUCAUGCAGUCUUCACCAUCACAGUGGAGUCCCUGGAGAAAAACAAUGAGAUCGUUAACAUUCGAUCUUCCCUGCUCAACCUGGUAGACUUGGCAGGAUCUGAGAGACAGAAAGACACCCACACAGAAGGGCUGAGGUUGAAGGAGGCAGGUAAUAUAAAUCGAUCGCUCAGCUGCCUGGGCCUGGUCAUCACAGCACUCGUUGAUGUGGGUAAUGGCAAACAGAGACACAUUUGCUACCGAGACUCCAAGCUCACCUUUCUGCUACGGGAUUCCCUUGGUGGCAAUGCAAAAACAUCAAUAAUUGCCAAUGUCCACCCAGGAUCCAGAUGCUUUGGUGAGACACUGUCCACUCUUAAUUUUGCUCAGCGAGCAAAGCUAAUUAAAAACAAGGCUGUGGUCAAUGAAGACACACAGGGAAAUGUGAGCCAGCUGCAAGCUGAGGUCAAGAAGUUGAAAGAGCAGCUUGCUCAACUUACUUCAGUGCCAUCUACGCCUUAUAUUUCUGUAUCACAAGAUGCUGUUGAAAAAGGAAACAACAACGUAAAUUACCUGAACAACUUUCUUGACGCAAUGUUGUUCUGGGAGAAAUCAGAAGGCGAAAAGAAAAAUUUAUUACAGAAAAUUGCCCAACUGGAAGAUCUAUGUGCCAAGAAGGAGAAGUUUAUUCAGUCCAAUAAAAUGAUAGUUAAGUUCCGUGAAGACCACAUUGCUCGCUUGGAGAGAUUGCACAGAGAGGCUGGUGGGAGCUUAUUGCCCAACGAGCAAGAAGGUCUCCUCAGUGAAUUGAGGGAGGAAUUGCAGAUGCUCAGGGAACAGCUGGAACACCACCCACGAGUUGCCAAGUAUGCCAUGGAGAACCACAACCUCAGAGAGGAGAACAAAAAGCUGCGCGCUCUAAAGUCAGUCAGAAAGGCUCAAGAAAUCGAUGCUCAGACCAUUGCAGAACUAGAAAAAGCUUUUUUGGAAGCUUCAGCCACAGAGAAAAAUACUGAAGGUCAUCAUUCAUAUUCCACCACCACAUCAGUGGAAGGCAACUCACUGGCAUCUGUUGAAAAGCUGAAAGCACGUCUGCUGCAGACUCAGAGUGAACUGGCAAGUUCAAAACAAGAAUAUGAAGAGUUUAAAGAGCUGACCAAGAAAAAGCAGAUGGAACUGGAAUCAGAGCUUCAAUCCCUUCAGAAAGCAAACCACCAUCUGGAAAAUAUUCUGGAGGCAACCAAAGCACACAAGCGCCAAGAAGUCUCUCAGUUACAUAAGAUGCAUAGAGAAACUCUGAAGAACAUAACCACUCCAACUAAAGCUUACCAGCUCAGGUCUCGCCUAGUGCCGCGAAUAAGCCCAGAAAUCUUAGGUUUUCAGUCUGAAGAUUUCCAGCCUUCUGAAGAGCUCGUGGAUGACAUCUUGAAAGAGCCAAUCCCCCCAGAGAUGAGUGAACAAGCCUAUGAGGCCAUUGCUGAGGAGCUCAAAGUGGCACAGGAGCAACUGAGCACAUUGCAGACAAAGCUGGAUGAAGAGGAAAGCAAAAAUAUAAAACUCCAGCAGCAUGUUAACAAACUGGAGCAUCAUUCUGCUCAGAUACAGGAGCUUCUUUCAUCUGAAAGGAAUGAGUGGAGUAAAGAGCGCCAAGAGCUCCUUGAACAGACGAAAACACUUGAAAAGCAACUCCAGGACAGUCUAAGCAAGACUGAUAUAUUAAAAAGUGAAGUCUGUGACUUGCGCAUUGUCCUGCAGUCUGCAGACAAGGAGCUGUCUGCUGUAAAACAGGAGUAUAGUGCCUUCAGGGAAAAGCAAGAAAAAGAAUUGAGUCAGCUUUCUGGGAGGCACAUGGAUGUGCAGUUCCAGCUGGACAGUGUCAGGCUGGAACAUGAGAAGAUUCUUGAGGAAAAAGCCAGCCUGCAGGAUGACUAUGACAACCUGCAGGAAGUAGCAAAGUUUGAGACGGAUCAGCUGAAACAACAACUCGAGGACAGAAAACAAGAAGCAGAAGCAAUGAAAACUGAGCUUUGUAACCUUUUGAACCUCCUGAAAACAGAAAAAGAACACAAUGAAAAACUAACCUUGCAGUUGCAAGAAGACAAAGAAAACAAUUCAAAGGAACUCUUGAAAAUCCUUGAAAAAGCACAGGUGGAGAAACCAUCCUCUGAAAUGGUGACACAUUGUGAGCAGCAGGAAGCAAAACUGCAAAAACUGGCACAGGAGCUGGCUGCUGCUGAAGAGAUGAUUGCUUCUUUGAAGAAGACCAACGAUACAGAUAAGGAAGUUGUAACUGACUUGAUGAGACAGAUCCAGGAGCUGAGAUCUUCAGUUAAUCAUAAGACUGAGUCCAUAGAUGGGCUGACAAGAGAGCUGGAGGAUAUAAAUUACAAGUAUAAUCUUGCUCUGACUGCAAAAGAAGAAAGCAAAAGAAUCAUAGAGCAUCAAGAAAAGAAGAUUGAAGAACUGAGGGAAGCCUUGGAGAGGAGGCAAAUAUCUGAUAACAUUGAGAGAGACCUUCUGUGUGAAGACUUGCAUCAUACCACUGAGCAGUUGAUGAGACUGACAGAGGCCUCUAAGAAACAUGAUUCACUGCUUCAGUGUGCACAGGAAGACAUAACAAAGAAAGAGGCUGUAAUCCAGGAACUCAAGGAACAGCUGGACAAAAUGACAGAAGAAGUGGAGAAAAGGAAGAAUGAAUAUGAACUGAAAAUGAAGCAAAUAGAUUACUUUGUGGAUUCAUCUUCAGUGGCAUUUCCUCAGUGUCCAAAAACUCCCCCUAAUUUUGAUGUGAAUUUGGCCAAGCUGUUGGAAACUCAUGAGCAAGAGAUGGCUGAUCGGAGAGCUUCUGCCAUCAACCUGGAGCACCUGGUGCACGAGCUGAACGAGGAGCGCAGAGCUAAGAAUGAGGAGAUCCUCAGGCUGAAGGAACAAUUACAUGAGCUGGAGAACUUGCGCCUGGAAAUGCAGAUACUGGUGGAGAACAACAGGAAUUUACAGAGCCUUGUAGAAGCUCAGAGGCAAAGCAAGAACAGUGAUCAGAAACAUCCUGAUGUUCAGUACCUCAAGGAGAAGGAGGAAGAGAUUUGUGAGGAACGACUUGCCAAGAAAAAAGCAAUGGAGGAGAUGCUGAAAAUUAAAGCUGAAUUAGAAGAAACCAAAAAUACCCUCAGGAUCACAGAGAAUACUUGUCUUGAAAUGACUCUGGAGAUGGAACGAACAAGAGCUUUGGAGCUGAAAGCAUUUCAUGAGAAAGAAGAAAUCAGAUCAAAACUUGAGGAAACUUACGAAGAGAGAGACAGAAUUGGAAAGGAAAUGGACUUGCUGAGGAAGCAGGUUGCCACUCUUGCUGAGGAGAACGGGAAAUUGCUUGGUCAUCAAAACCUGAACCAGAAGAUUCAGUAUCUUGUGAAACUGAAGAAAGAUUACGCGAAGCUUGCUGAGGAGACUGAAAAGCUACGAGUUGAAAAUGCUUACUUGAAGGACUCCAAAAAAUAUGACCUAUUAUAUAGACAUCAAGAUCAGCUAUGA
Molecule: messenger RNA, 4233 nt
Organism: Indicator indicator
Lineage: Eukaryota; Metazoa; Chordata; Aves; Piciformes; Indicatoridae
Gene: KIF15
Product: kinesin family member 15
Exons: 36
Coding region: 1-4233 (1410 amino acids)
Biological process (GO): microtubule-based movement
Molecular function (GO): microtubule motor activity; microtubule binding; ATP binding
Source: RefSeq, a predicted model, not a curated record